AAAAGUUACAAAAAAUAGAGAAAAAAAAGACCAUUUAAAAAUUUAAAAAAUGUUGCAGGCCAAGAAGUAGUAGCUAUUGAGUGACAUUUUCACCCCUUGAAAACAGAGCUUCUCCCAUUGCCAAACGUAAGAGACUCCUCAUCCACCAUCACUCUCCAAGUCUCAAUCAACACUUCUUCACACGGAACAAUAAGGGUACUCACGUCAUUUCACCUCUUGCCGGCACUUAUUUUGCCGCGCCAUGCCAUUUUCAACUCUCAACCGUUACAUACAACACACAGCAACACACACCACCACCACCUCCGAUGAAGACUCAGAAACCCCGUCAACACCGCAACCGCGAAGCCGGUUCACGCUUCACAUCCUCGCCGGACCACUCACUCACCACCACCAUAGAAUCCAUCGAAUGCAAUUCCCCUGCUCGACGCUCAACCGACACCCGUCGACACCACAAAAUCACAGAGGACACAACCCUCACGCGCCGCCAACUCUGGCCUUCUACGGCGAAGAAAAACUCCGGCACCACCACCCUCGCCGAUCACAUCACCGAAGACAGAAUCAUCGAGCAACAACUCGAUAACAAAAAAGAGAAAUCCAUCAGAUUCUACUCCCAUAGGGUUUCUAGCUCUGCAGGGUUUAACGAUGUAACAACAGCGAGUAGCACCUUCAAGGAAAACGAUCAACAACAACACGGUUCAGCUAGAUUCUCAGGAAGAUUUUUUGCUUCUUCAAUUGGAGAAUCAUCACCUUCUUCUUCAUUGAAGAAACAGGCUAAUUCUGGUUCUGGUUCAAUUCGUUCCACCAUUGUUCCGGGAAGAUUAUCUCUCGAUGAGAGAGCUAAACCUAUCUCUUCUUCGAGGAGAAUGUUGAAUUCUCUUGAUUUGGAAUCUCAAUCUGGUGAUUCUGGGAAAACUUUGAGUCCAAGAAAAUCAACAGGGGUGGAGGUUAAAUCCAGGUUCAGGUCUAGAAGGGGAGCUUCGGAUUCGAACAUUGGGAAUUUGGAUGGUGAUUCUUCUUCUGCGCUGAAGAAAUCGGUUUUGAAAUCGGCGAUCAAGAGGGCUAAUUCACUUGCAGGUUAUAAGAGUUCUAAGUCUCAAUGGGCUUUAUCACCAGGAAGAUCAGAUUCACCUGCUAUGUCAGUAGAAAACAUGGAGAAACCAGUGUUGUUUUCAACUCCAACUAGUCCUGCUCCUUUUACCAAGGUGAAAGGAGUGGAGAAAAUCCUCAAUUUGGGUUUUGAUUUCUUUAAAACUAAGAAAUCAUCUGUGGUUAAUUCAUCGCCUCUCGCUUUUGGAAACUCGGAGAAUGUGCACCGGCUUCGUCUGCUUGAUAAUCGGUUGAUUCAGUGGAGGUAUGCAAAUGCUAGAGCUCAAGUAGUGAAUGCAAACAUUUCUCAUCAUGCUGAGAGCAAUUUGGUAUGUGCUUGGGAUACUCUCACAAAGUUGCGACAAUCUGUUCUGAAAAAGAAGAUACAAUUUUACAGAGAAAAACUUGACAUGAAGGUUGCUUUUAUAUUGUAUUAUCAAAUGAAAUUACUAGAAGCUUGGGGAGGUAUGGAAAGACAGCAUGUAUCAGCACUUAAUGUGACCAAAGAGUGUUUGCAUUCUGUUGUUUGCAGAGUUCCUCUUUUGGAGGGUGCUAAGGUGAACUUGCAAUCAACAUCCCUUGCCUUGCGGCAAGCAUCUGAUCUCACAUCUUCCAUCAAGUCAAUACUAACAAGUUUUUCACCUCCACAGAUUGAUAAGACUGCUGCAAUGGUAUCAGAAUUAGCAAAAGUUGUAGCACUAGAGAAACAACUCAUAGAAGAAUUCUAUGAUCUUUUCCAGGCCACAUCUGUCUUCGAGAUUCAAGAAAGCAGUGUGAAAUGCAAUCUCGUUCAGCUUGAAAGUUGGCAGCAGAAAUAUAAACAGCGACAAUUACUAUCAGAGAUCACUACAUAGAUCUCUAUGUUGAUAAAUUAGAUGAGCAAAGGUAGCAGUUAACUACACAUAAACCAGUAGUGAAAUUUCAGUUUUCAAAGAAGUAUAAGUAUUGUUUGACAAAUGUUGCUGGUAUUGCAACUGCAUAUAUAUGGUCACCAAAACUACAAUAGUUAUUCUUUAAUUUAUGUUAGAAUUUAAAAUGAAUCAAAAUCAUGUGUUAGACACUUAUUAUCUUCCUUCUUGUUCACAUAAGAAGAAUGCUCUUGGGACAAUAAUUAGGCUGAUUAUUGUGACUUGAUCAGAUAAAUGGGCUCUACUCAUGAAAAACAACAAUUUCAACCCUUGUAGAAUUGAUGGACGAUAAAGCAUUUGAUAAUAAACUAAAUGGUGUCCCCUGCCACAUGUGAGGAUUUAGCUGCGAUUGUUAAUGGCGAUUCUGUUUCUGGUGAGGUCAUGCCCAUGGUUUCUCCUAUUCCCUCGGCUCCGAGCAAGUUUGUGGGGUUGGAGUUUGGUGGAGGUGACGAGGAGACUAUUUGCGGUCUUGAAAUGGAAUUGAAGGAGCUAUAACUACCUUGAGCAUUGGAAUUUUCUUUCUUUUAUUUUUUGGUUUGAUUAUGGUACAAGUGUUUGAUUUUUGGCUCUUUUGGUGUUGUCUUUCCUUUGAAGGGUUGGAGGAUUCCCCCCCCCCCCUUCAUUGACCUGUUUUUUACUAGGUCUGUAAUCAUUUUCUGGUUUUGAGAUGAAGU
Lotus japonicus is the source of this 2668-nucleotide messenger RNA. RefSeq names its product QWRF motif-containing protein 3-like. Gene Ontology annotation, molecular function: microtubule binding. The coding region runs from base 306 to 1940 and encodes 544 amino acids. The record is from RefSeq and is a predicted model, not a curated record. The transcript is spliced from 6 exons. Gene Ontology annotation, biological process: centrosome cycle; spindle assembly. NCBI's taxonomy places the organism in Eukaryota, Viridiplantae, Streptophyta, Magnoliopsida, Fabales, Fabaceae. Gene Ontology annotation, cellular component: nuclear microtubule; centrosome; cytoplasm.